AUGUCAUUACUUUCUAUUUCUGAAAUAACACCUUACAUGUAUCUCUCUGGAUAUGGUUGUAUAUAUGAAACAAAAAUCAGAAAAUUAGGUAUAACUCAUAUUAUUGAUUGUACAAAUAUUCCAAAGCCAAAAAAAUUUAACGAUAUAAAAUAUUUACAAAUUCCAAUAAAUGAUGGUGAAACAGAAAAAAUUGAAGCUUAUUUUGAUACAGUUGUUGAAUUUGUCAGAGAAGCUAAAGAUUCAAAUGGUAAAGUUUUAAUAUAUUGUUCUGCUGGUGUAUCCAGAUCUCCUACAUUAGCAAUUAUUUCUUUAAUGACAUUAGAAAAUGUUUCACUAAAAGAGGCUUACAUUCAUAUUAAUACCAUUCGCCCAAUCAUAUCUCCCAACAUAGGCUUUUGGAGGCAAAUGAUAAAUUAUGAAAUGAUACUUAAAAAUGGAGAAUCAACUGUUUCAAUGCUUAAAGGGAUGAGGAAACCUGUACCUAGUGUUUAUUUACAAAGGCAAAGAACACAUUAA
Messenger RNA from Strongyloides ratti, 516 nucleotides. Its product is annotated as Dual specificity phosphatase, catalytic domain and Protein-tyrosine/Dual specificity phosphatase domain and Atypical dual specificity phosphatase family and Dual specificity phosphatase, subgroup, catalytic domain-containing protein. NCBI's taxonomy places the organism in Eukaryota, Metazoa, Nematoda, Chromadorea, Rhabditida, Strongyloididae. Gene Ontology annotation, molecular function: protein tyrosine/serine/threonine phosphatase activity. Gene Ontology annotation, cellular component: cytoplasm. The transcript has 2 exons. The record is from RefSeq and is a predicted model, not a curated record. Bases 1 to 516 code for a protein of 171 amino acids. Gene Ontology annotation, biological process: protein dephosphorylation.